CAAGAGAUCAAGAGCUUCAACUAUUCUCCUGCAUCAAUCAUAAAUAUUGUAGAAGAAUAUAUCCACCUGGAUUUGAACAAGUUGAAAUUCUAAGACUUAGAUCUACCAAAUUUCAGAAGUUUAUCGUCGACUGACAACACUGAGCCCAGAGGUGACAAACUGAACAGCUUGAAUAGGUAGGUUAACAGUGCUAAAGGACUUUCCGUUCAUAUAAGCUUUUGCUACAUCGGCGAGGUGCGAAAUACUGAAAAUUGGAUCUUAGAAACUGACUCUGAUAGGUUAAAUGAGCCAAAUGAGUAUCGCUCGAAGUGGUAGAUUUUUCAAGUUGGUUUAAUUGUAAUUCACUAUUUAAUCAUGUGUUUUCAUUUAAAAUCAUGCGUGUAACGGUCAAAGUAGCAACGUAGAGGCCGUAAUUAGCCGAAGAGGCUUCUUCUCUCCCAGUUGCCUUUAUUCAAUCGUGAUUAAAAUUAAUGAGUCCUGUGUCUUGUAUUACAAUUCUUUUGUACAUAUUUUUAAAAUACCAUUCUCAGCUCCGCUAAGUUCACUGUCGACUAACUAGUGGUCUAGAGCGAACAUUUCGGGGGCAAAAGCGGCGCUAAACUUUGUUCGCAUAAGCUUUCACUUUUAGCGCAUAUUGUUCGAAUAAAGAAUCGAAACGUUAAGACAAUACCAAACUUUACGUUUCAUUUUGUAACUUACUGAAAAGAAUAUUAGAACAAAGCAAAAGCACUUUUCAAGAGUUUUAAGUUGAAUGGUCACACUUAAGCUUUCAUCAAGAUACCUUAAACAUGAGCAAGUGAGUUUAUUUCUCCACUCCGUCUAUGAUUUAAGGUAAGAAUUCAGUUUCCUUUAAUGUUGCUGAUAAAUUCAUUUCUUUACAUUUUUCUCCAAUAUAAUUAGGUAUAUUUACAUUCUGAUGAAGUUCUCUCUCUCUUGAAAUGGAAGCAUUUUAUGGAUAUUGGUGUAAGUAUCUUAUUUAAGAUAGCAUAAUUGACCAUUGUUUAUAGAUAAAAAUAGCUAUUGUAGCGUAGCAACCAGUAAUGAUCUAGAGAACUGAUCUGAUAUGAGGUGGUGUAGUUAAAGCUAAGAGGGCAACACAUUGAAUCAUCCAAACUACAACAAUGUGUGGAAUUUUCCACAAGCAAGCAACCUUCAAAUAUUUAUUUUGAGAUAAAGUCAGUCAUAAUAUAAAUGCCUAAAACCGGCGAACUUUGCGCCUCGUAUAUAAGCGGAUAUCUGAAAACUGAAAAAUUUGACAUGCGGAACCCGGAAUCUAAGCCGGUCUCUGGAAUCUUCAAUCUCAAUCCCACUUAUGAAAUACUGAAUCCAGACACUGGAAUUCAUAUUUCGGGACGCUAGUAGUCGGGUACGUUCACUCUGAGGUGAUUAUUCUUUGCCAAAAUAACGCAGCUCAAUACAAACAAGGGUAUUACAGAGUGAGACUAAUGGUCUGGUUAUCCCCUCUCGAUUUUAUUGUCGAAAUAAUAAUAAUAAUAAUAAUAAUAAUAAUAAUAAAUAAUACGAUGAAUAAAUAUUAAUACUUUUCGCACAGUUGUUUCCCCCUAAAAGUUGCAGAGGCACGUAUCCAGUGCCCUUAAUCUUAAAUCUGAGAUUCUCUCACAUGACUGAACACUAGGAGCCGACUACACAUCUUUAUUAUGCUUUCAAAACGAUACUGAACCCUAAGUUGUACCAAGAAAGGAUUUCUCUAUCAAAGUGAACUGGAAAUAACUUGCUUGCAGAAACACUAUAAAAACUGAUUGGACUGUGAAAUUGAAGUCAAUGCACGAGUCUCGCUCACGAGCUAUAUACUUAGUUCAAGUUUAUCAGGGAGAAAAAUCAUCUGUAUGCACUUCACUUGUUUUCAAUCCUCUAUUACGAUUUGUGUGGACAGCAGUCAUGGACAACAUGACCUGAGGGGACAGGGAAUGACGGAAUCUCCCCAUCAUUCCGCGCGCACAUCUCGUUCAGUUCUGCCCACUGUGAAAACUUUGAAGUACCACGCAUACCUCACAUAUCGAAUGAAAGUCCAUCCACAGUACCUUUUCACACUGCUUAUAGGUUAGUCUUAGAAAUUUUUGACUUUCUUUUCCACCUUAGCGGUAAUUACUAGUAGGUUAUGUAUCGUUGUUUUUCUCAUAUUUGAUCUCUCUCUCUCCUUUCCCUCUGGACCAAUAGCUGAUUCUCUCUUGUCUAGACUAGAUGCCCUUGUGCUUUUCAAUUAUUGUUAAGCCCUCAGUUUGACGCGUUAAGAUCUCUUUUUAUCUCCAUGGAAGUGGAUAAUAAUAAACAUCAAAGUUUUUAAGAUCUUGAAAACGUAGGCUAUAGGAAGUCUCUUCUGGCUGCGAAGAAAUGUGACGUAACGGGGCCAUAUAAUUAAGUAGUUCCCAUUCCCUCUCGUUCUUAACAUCUACGAUUUCAUCCACAUAUGCACCGUUUGAAAUCUCCCGGAUGUAGAUACGUGUUGGACCCUAAAACAAAAAUAGAUUGUUUGGUUGUUUUAAGAAUAGUUAUAUUUGAAGUACUACUUAACUGGUAAUUGAAUUUGAAAUGCCGUCACAUCUCAGCGGGAGCCUCUACAUGAGGAGGAGAGAGGUCACAUCUGAAUCUUAAGUUAGGCUUUUGUGAGGGUAUCCACCGGAGCAAGAAAAAAUUGACAAAGUUCCUCUUCGUUGCAAUAUCAUGAUAACAUUCCGUUGCAAUGAAAGUGUAGUACACAAAUUUCAACUGGAGCUUUUUUCUCUUCCCUCCAAUAAUUAUUUUUUCUGACAUGAAAGGCUAUACUUUGUCAGAACGAGAAGUCCAAAGACUACUGCCAAGCUGAUUCAGAACAACGUGUAUUGUUUUUUCAAAACAAUAUUUCGGCUGGCCAUACCAGCCUUCUUCAGGUUUACAGAUGUUACUGAACUUAAUACGUAUGAGAAUGUCGCAAUAAAAAUUGUUUAAAAAGCAGAGGCGGACAUGACGUACAACACAAAAACUAGAAAGAAAAAAACAAUAAGGAUAUAGAUUACAACAAUUCGUCACGGCGGUUUAGGCCAUGAGGUUCAAGAGUCAUGGCCUUAUCUAUCAAAUGCGACUCUCGGGCCUUACGAACUGAGUCACGUGAAGACCGGGGGAGGGACUCCGCAUAUGAAAGGGGUGGGGAUGCUUGUCUGAUAUUGAUAUUGUGAUUCUUACAUAAGUUCAGUAACAUCUGUGAAGAAGGCUGGCAUGGCCAGCCGAAAUAUUGUCAUGAAAAAAACAAUACACGUUGUUCUGAAUCAGUUUUGCAGUAGUCUUUGGACUUCUCCUUUUUGGUUCUUUAUAUUUUGGCUGAUUAGAUCUCUUUUCUAGAGAUCCAACGUUUAAACUAGCAGGACCUUCGUCCACGGUUUUUGCAGUUAAUUUAAUCCUUUUAUACUUUGUCACCAGUUUUCAAACUGAUCUGAUUGGGAUUUUUUUACGGCCAAUUUAGUAAAACUGCAUGACCAGAUUCCUACGGUGUUAAUUACACCUUUUUUGCAUGCUCCCGUGUUGCCACAUUCUCGUUCCCGGAGAUUCGAUCCUUUUGAUCAGCGUCCAAAAGGAUUGAAUCUCUGGGAACGACAAAGGUGUUGCCGGGGCACGAUUGCACUAUGUCGAGGACGCGUAUAAAGAAUAUGGGGCGCAUGAUAGGCCAAGAGGCUAAGCAAACAACUGUAAAAUGGUCUUUUGCACGUCCUGAAUACGUAUUUUUUUUUGUCACAUAGUUGAAGGUAAGUAGUUUAGUUUGUCACCUGUGAUCCAAGUAAGUCGUCGCACUUCUUUCUCGAAUUUAUCGUUUCCCGCAUGCUACUUUCCAGGCUCACAUUUCCAGAUGACCUUACAUCAUAACUGCGGUGGCUCUCAUUUUUUGAAGUAUCUACGUCAGUCAUAUUAUUCCUUUUUUUCUUUCUGUUGUACAAUACUUUGUUCUUAUUUCCAAUGUCCUUCUUUGUUUCGUGGUCCUCUUGAAAUCUUGAUCUAGAUCUACGACAAACAAGAAAAAAACAAAGAGAGCAAAAUUUUACAUAAAGAGUGACUAACAAGCCCCGAAAGGCCUUGUCCACCCGGUGAACCUAAGUUGCUUCCAAAAUAUGUUUUAAACUGGGUUUCUGAGUCUGCUAACCAUAAAAUUCUCAGUGUAGGUCCCAGGGAUUUUCUCUUUAAAAAUGGCAACGAGGCUGUCUCUCGCCUCAAAUUUUACCAAUCAAAAGUAAGGCUUUAUGGUAACAAUUUGUGUCUUGUUGUCGAGAGCUUUCCAGCACUGCAUAUGGCAUACUGGCAACUACAUUUGCUGCCGGUUAUAACAUUGUUUACAACUGGCUGGAGAAUUAUUUCUUUACAACCUAGCCUCCGUGUCAGGCGUCGAAAGGGAGGGAAAUUUGGUCGGGAUACCGCGCUGGAGGAAUAAGAGAGAAGGGGAACUCCCCGUCAUGCGCCUUUCUCGCUUCUCGCGCUGCCGGAAUCCCCUUCCUCUUUCCUUUCAAAAGCCUGCCACGCAAGCUAUUUACAACCUAAAGUCGGAACAACUCUACAUGCAACUUACUGAUUUAGCAUUCCUCUGUAAAGAGCAUAUCUCUUCACUGCCGCACUAUGUUUGCAGCGAGAAGUGAAGUUCUCUUCUGAAGCUUUUGUCAUUUGCUCUUCACUUUUAGACUGUACUGUUUUUCCUAAGUGGUAGGUCUGUUCCUUUCCACUUGAAAUCUCACUUUCUUCAUUCAUUUUUUCUCCUCUCAAAAAAGAACGAUAGACUUUUGCUUCUCGCGACAUUCUGGAUGUUGGUUUUGCACCUUGUUUCGAGGGUGAUAGGACUGUAGCAGGAAAAUGAACUUUUUUCUUGUCAAUAUUCGAAGCAAAACACCAGUCGCUACCAGUUUCUUUAAAGCGUGCAAAUUCUAAAUGCCUCACGCACGCGCUCCUAGGUACUCUCUUGUCUGAUGUCAUCCGUUGUGACAUACCACUGGUAAAAAUCCACUAUUUUAUCUGCUGGUAACAGGCGAAUGGGACAAUUCUUGCUUCCUCGUGUUUUUGCGAGACGUUCAUUGUUACGGUGCAUAAUUCCCCAUAAAACUAUCUGACAUUUUUCUAAGGCAAAAAAAAAAAAACGAAAUGAAGUAAUUACUUAUUAACAACCUCAAAUUACUACGUCAUUUUUGAAAUUCCGUAAACUCGUUACCAGGGCCCCUCUAAGUUCGAAUAAGUAGCCCUACGUGCUAGUUUCAGAAUAUGAAAGGUUUGAACCCAGGAGUCAUUUCAUAAGUAGAAUGCUAUAAUGGCAGACGUGAUUUGAGCCAAAUAAACUAUAACUAGUGUACCUAACAGGUAAAAGAUUGUUGCCCUGGUGCAUCGUCCAAUUUGUUAGGUUUGCUAGCGAGCGCAAUUAGAAUCCUUUGUGUGUAGCGUUUGUGAAGCAAUAGGCCUUUUGCACCAGUUGAUCACGUGAUCAAUUUUCUGUAAGCCCGACGUGAUCAACUUUCUGUAAGCCCGAAAACAGUUCUCUUUUAACAAGUUUAAAAAUUUCAAAAUUUACAACGAUUUGUAUGCAUGGAAAACCACUUAAGCUUGACAGCUAGGUGGCAAGAGUUGUUUUUCUUAUACAAAUCCCCCUAAUAUUCAGCGGCCGUUUCAAUCGCUACUUUUGAGAUAUACGGCAGAAAAUUUACAGGUUACCAAUUUAAUACGCUCUUUCAGUUCCUGCUAACAAACUUUAUCAAAAGCGCGCUAUUUUAGUGUUUACAGAAAGUUGAUCACGUGACCAACUAUUGCAAAAUGCCUAUAGUGUUUGUCCAGUCAGCAAAAGUUUUACACUGGUUUAACAUUAUCUUCUAGAAUUAUUGUGAAAUGAUAGUUUAAUAAGACCACAGGUGUAGAAGAUAAUCAAAAAGACUUUAAAAGAAUUACGAAACAAACACACAUUACGUUCUUCGAGAGAUUUCGACUCUUCGAUAGCGGCAGACAUAAACAAGAAGGUAAUCACCGGCACAUGCAGUGUGAAGUAAUCGUUGCUAUUCAUGCCAUGAAAAAGAAAUUCAUCACAGACACAUUGGGCGCGCAAGGCAUUGUGGUAAAAAUCCGGUGCAUUGUGGUUAAAAAUCCAGACGCAUGAUCGUGGGUAGAAAUCGAAAAUUUUUGUCCCUGUGCAGAUUAGGUUUGCGGUCUUGCUCGCUCGCGCGGCCGACAGCCGUGCUUACCACUUCAUUGAAGAAGUGUGUUCAGCACCCACUCAAUCAGUUACACGCUACAGCCGGUACCUUUUAACUUUUUUGUGCCACGUUCUCAUUCCAAAGCUUCAAAGAGACAUCUAAGUUUGACUUGAAAAUCGUUGGUUUUUUUUUUUGUUUUCAAAAAUUGGAAUUUUUUUUCGAAAAUCAGAGUUUGUUUUAAAAACUCGGAGUUUGAAAAUAAGAGUUUGGUUUCAAAAAUUAGAGUUGUAAAUGGCAAUUUUUUUCCGAAAAUCAGAGUUUGAAAACCGAAGUUUGUUUUCAAAACUCGGAGUUUGAAAAUCGGAGUUUGUUUUCAAAAAUCAGCGUUUGUAAAUCAGGGAGUUUGUUUAAGAAAGUCGGAGUUUGAAAAUUGGAGUUUCACAAUACAGUAGUUGAACCUCUCUAAGAAAAUCUUGAAUUCAGGAUUUUGGAAAGCUAAAAUCUUGAAAUCGGCGAAAAUCUUGAAUUCACGAUUUUGGAAAGGUAAAAUCUUGCAAUCGGCCAAAAUCUGGAAUUCAGGAUUUUGGAAAGCUAAAAUCUUAAAAUCGGCCAACAUCUUGAAUUCACGAUUUUGGAAAGCUAAAAUCUUGCAAUCGGCCAAAAUCUUGAAAACAAAGCCCCCAUUUUGCAAAAUAAAUUCCGAUUUUCGAAAACAAAUUCCAGUUUUCAACAAAACAAACACCGAUUUCCAAGUCAAACUCAGAUGUCCUUUUAAAACUUCCGUAUUUGACUUUACCACCUCUUUGUGUCCCCAUACAUUUCGUCAAAAAUCCGGUAUUUUGCUUCCACUACCCGAUCGAACACACAAAAACAAACAAUAUGACAUAGAGGCAUGCAUGGGCGCGUCGGUUCAGCCAGACCCAGCGCACACUUUUAAUUUUUAAUUAUAAGCUUACGUGCAUUAUAUAUCAUCGUUACAGUAAAAUGAAUACGUCACAGCCGGAUGUGCACGUAAACCCCCCCACCCCCUCAGCCCCCCCCAAAAAAAUACAGGAAAAAUAGGGACCGUGUAACCCCAACCAAUGCUGUGGCGUCGCCUUGGGUGUUUAAGCCAAUCUAAUUGAAGCCGUUGUAACAUGUAUAGAAAACCGAAGGCUAAUGAUAAUAACAGCAACUAAGAAGUAUACGUCAUAUUACAACUGCGAAACGAACUAAGCCUAACAGAACAAACCAAAAACCAAAUUUAACAACACAAGUUGACGCGGUGAGGCUGACCAUAGAAAGACAGUAACUAUUUCAAACCCCCAAAUUGCGAUACCUCGCGCGCAGCACUUAACCCCAGUUCUCCGUACCGUGCCAUUGGCAAAAUAUUAAUUUAUGUCAAUCCUGAUGAACACAAAUUACAUUUUAUCUCAUGCAAAUGAUUAACUUUUUAGGUCUCUUUCUUUGCCCUAGAUUCGCGAAUCAUGGGUGAUCUCAGUGAUCUAUUGACCAUGUUUUAGUUUUUGUUUUAGUUUUUCAAAUAUAAAAUAAUAAAUACUAAUUUGUAUUUUUUUCGCUUUUACAAAACAUCGUCUCUUUUCGUCCCAAAAUUUUGUUAUAGCUCUGCGUUGUUUUCAACUUAUAUCAUGAUUAUACAUAAUGUGGAAACAGAGGAUAAUCUCGGGGGAUAAUCUGGCUUCGUCCCAUGCCGGAUGCAUAAAAUAUCGCAAAAGAAAAGAGUUCCGCAGUGCCGGUGACUACAGUGUUUGGUUGUACUUCACUCAACCCACAGUUGUGAUGUUUUAUGGACUAAAACCCGACAAGAUACACUCCCCCUGGAAAUGUUGUAACGUAAAUAUUUCAGUUUAAAAUACAAGAAAUAUCUUCUAACUAACCUUAGAUUUCAAGCGCCGGUCUCUAAAACCUGCAAAAUGAACGGAGAUGCCAACAGUUUCCUGUUAAGCUCAACAAUGAAUUUUUUCUUUCGAAUCAGUUCUUUCGUCUUUGUUUCUUACCAAUUUCAUUGACAUCUGGUGUUUGAUUUUCUUAUGAAUAAACAUUCCCUUUGUGUAUGCUUUGUUCCUUGGAAACACUAAUGCAAAAUUGUAUGUUUUGUAUAAUUUUUGUUCCGAAACAAUCGCUUUUCACCACUAUUUACCCAAGGGACUUAAUGAGAUCUUUUGAGUGCUGUUUUCUAAUUUUAACCUGCAUUGUCGCACAAUAAGAAAAACUAAAACGGGCAAAAAUGUAUAAAUUUGAAAAAUAUAAGAUUUUUCUUGGCUGGUCCGUCCAAGGGUCUCUUUUUCGAUGGAAAAGCUCAGAACGAUUCAAAAUUCACAGUGUCAGGAAAUUAGCAGAAGAGAAUGACAGUAUUAUGAGUCCCUGGUCCCUGCACCAGAUGGAAAGAUGUGAAAGAGCAGGCGCCUAUUCCUGCUUCAAGCUAACAUACACACAGUCUUUUCAUACGUAAGAAUUUUGUUUUCCCAGCCCGGACUGAAUAUUCUUAUUUUUCUGUGGAUUUAGGCUGAGAAUAUUCUUGAAUUAUAGCUUAUGGCUUACUUUCCGCUUUAGAAUGUAUUCUGCCUCCAGUUACCAGUGUUCUUUCCGUUUCAGUAAAAGGAAUACAGUCCACUCUCUUUUAAUGGACACCUCUGUGAAACGGACACCUAGAGUUGGUCCCUGCCUUUGUUUAUUCCCUUUAUUUGACUCUUUACAAGACGGACAUCUCUCUAAGACGGACACUUAGUGCCGUUCCCAAAGGUGUGCGUCUUGAGAGAGUUGACUGUAAUAGUUUUACCGUUAAGUUAAAAACAUAUAAUUGCACUAUAUAUACAGAAUUUCAAACAUAAAAUUAUAUCCUUUUCAAAAUCUUUGUCUCAGGUUUAUUCUCAAAAUAUUCUAAAAAAUUUCACAAAUUUCGGCCUCAAUAUUCUUAUAAAAUAUGUCCUUUAAAAAAGGAGUGUAACCUGAGAGCGUUUUCACAUGACGUCACGUCCGCCAUAUUGGUAUCGCCCCAUAUGAGGGAAUCUGGGAAAUGUUUGCUCGUGAAAUCUGGAAUUCGGGAAAAAUUUGCAUGUAAAAUCCGGAAUCGUAGGCUUUGGAAUCCGGAAUCCCUCUAGUGAUUGGAACCCAUAAUCCAAGUUUCACUGACAAAGAUUGGAAUCCAGUACCUUCAACCUCGUCCCCAGGGUUGCAGUUUCUGGAAUCCGGAAUCCGUGACGUGGAAUCUAGAAUCCAAGACUGUCUUGGAUUUUCUUUCAUGGGACGAUUGGUAUCUCAAAACAAUGAGACGGCAGCGAUGUUGGUGUCCUAAACCAGUCCUGUGGGAGUUGAACGUAUCGUUUUCCAAUCAAUUUAGGUUUCUGGGAAACUGCCCACCUACCCCUCCCCUAACCUAACUUUAGCACUUACUUCUCACUUUGGGCAAAAUAAUGGCUUAGCGGAGGGGUAGGUGGGCAGUUUCCCAGAAACCUAAAUUGAUCCUCGUUUUCUUAUGUAGAAAUUUCUGUGGUUCCAGAUCAGCUAUCACAGGAGCCCAUCAAAUGGAGCUUCCAUCUCCAUUAAUUUCUUGAGUCAACCCUUUCCCGAGUAGAUUUAUUAAUAGAACAGCUUGUUUCCCGCGAAAAGUGUCAUAUUUCCGUGAGUCUCGUAUGUCACCGUGAAAAAAAUGAAGUUGGAUGAAGUCGAACUCAGAAGCCCGUCCUUCGACCGUUUUCCUUUUUUACUAUACGUCCAUUUUUACAGUUUUACAGCCGCUGGGAUCUGGGAUGAAAUAAAAGUUAAUGAAUUACCCGACUGAGACUGAGCAUGAAGCGAUGGGACAAAGGCAGCUCCUGGCUCCUGGCUAUCAUUAUUAUCAUCGUUUUUCCCGUCCUCCACCUCCUCCUCAGUCCUCCUCAGUCCCCCUCCUUCUCCUCAGUCCUCCUCGUCCCUCACCUCCUCCUCCUCCACCUCCACAUCAUCAUCAUCCGUAAUCAUCAUCAUCAUCAUUAUCAUCAUCAUUAUCAUAGUCAUCAUUAUCGGAAUUAUCAUUGAUAUUAAAACCUGGUACUGAAACUUUUGUUCUUUGUCCAUCGUAGUUUGAUAAAAAAUAAACACAAACAGCGGUGAUAAACAUAUUGUGAGUUUUCUUAUUUUUAGAAACUUGACGUUUCAUAUGCUAUUCAACAUACAUUUUAAAAGUGAUCUUAAGUGACCGUUAAAGAAAAUGACGAGACUAUAUAUUCAAAAAAUUACAAGGGUCUGGAAAUGAGAUUAAGAAUUUAUCAGAUAAUUAUUACGACAUCCAAAACUCAAGUUACGUGGCUUUUGUUCUUUGCAGAUCGUGUUAUAAAAGUUAGUCGAACUGGCUUUUUGAUUUAUUAAGGUACCGGAAUUUUGAGGUCUUCCCAGUACUGCCCGAGGUUGAAGCUUUCCUUUUGGUCUUGCCUGCGAGAUAUGAAGGAGAGGCGCGAGGGAGAAAAAGCGAGGAAAAACAUGAAGGAAGAAGCGGGGCUCUUCCCGUCACUCGUUUUAUUUUUUUCGAGCUUUUUUUUACUUCGGGCCGCUUCUCUCGUGAACUAUCUGAACGCUUAGCCUGCGUAGCAGGCGUCGAAAGGGGUAGGGGGUAGGGGAUAGGGAGGAAGGGAAAAAGGGGAGGGGAUUGGGGAGAGCCUUUCUCCCUCCCCCCCCCCCCUCCCCCUUUUGCGCCUGCCCCGCAGGCUAUGAACGCUCGGAACGGAUUAUUUCAUGUCUGUUAUUGGUCCCUUUAUUCAAAUCUCAAUACACCAAUAAAUUUCAGAGCUGGUCACCCUAGAAAGAACACUAUUCAAUUUACCGCCCUCAGAAACUUUACUUUCCUUAUCAACUGAACUGAACUGCCAUUUCAAGUCAUUAGAAAAGGUUACCAGGGAAACAAUUUCCUCUUACCGACUCUAUGCGGAUCAGACGAUUUCAUGCGUAUUGAUCAAUAUUCAUCUUAAAAUAUUUCCUCAAGGUUUAUGCUUCACCCCUUUUUAUUGUUAUCACUUAUUGCAAAAUUCGAAACUUUUUCUGUAUCGUAGCCGUACUUCUCAUAUUUCACACUUCCGGUUCUAAAAAUACCAUUUGGUAACACGUCACUUCCACACUUCCGGUCAUGGUAUUCUUACGAAACAUGACGAAAGAGGUGAAUUCUUAAUUUGUGAAAAGUGGUGCGCAAAAAAUACACUUUUAAGUGUAUUGUUUUGAAUAACAGUCGAAACAUUAAAAUGUUUCUUUGCCGGUUAUCAAACAAUUAUCUUGCUUUGUAAUUUCGAUUAAUUUUUUUAGUAUUCAUUCAUAGGUGAUUGGAAAGUAAUUCGUUGCAAUUUCUAAGUGUGGCAAUUCAAAUAUGAUGAGACAAGCCUGAAAACUGCAGUAAGUUACGAAAGAACAAAGAAUCAAGUCGAAACAAAUUGCGAAAGUUUUGUUGCUGUCCUCAGCUGUUCAUGUCGUAGCCUGCGAACACAGAUGUAUUUCCGGUCGUCGCUUCUCUCUACCUGAAAAAUGUUUUUCGGGUGGAGAGCCUCCCACGCAGUCGUUCUUAAGGGUUCUUCACGCGUUCCUGCCCCAUUAGAACGUCUACGUGUUAGGCAAGUCAAGCGACGACCGGAAAUACAUCUGUGUUCUUUUCAUGAGUUGUGACCGUCAUGAGGUCAGCGGUAAUUUAAGCAUGCGCAAUGAGGGCGCCAAAAGCGUAUUAAUUUACCCCGAUUGUUGUCGAUUACUUUGUACUAAUUUAGUAGCGUUUUUUCAUCUGCGAAAGUUUCGGAAGCUUUUAACGGAAUACUUCUCUUUUGGUAUAUUCUAUUUGGUUAAAGCAAGGCAAUUUGAUUGCAAAGGAAGAUUUUGAAUCGCGUUUUAUUUUGAGGUAAGUUUUGUCCUUUUGGCGGUUACCUUCCUCUGAUAUGAAAAUGGCGUUUGUGCGAUAUUUUGCUUAAAGCUUUUUAUCGCUUUUUGGUCUAAGUGUCUCAUGCAGGGCGUUUUCUCUUCGAAUUUCAUAAUGCCAAUGAAUUUUGCUAAAGAAAACUAAGCACGUAGAAGUUUAUGUUUUCUCACAAUUUAAUUCGCUUGAAAUUUAGUGUAGUUUUUAUCCCUCAAAUUUUAUCUCUACUAACUUCUUUAUAUGACGCAAGGCCUUUAUAAUUUGGCUCCUAAACGCAAGAGUGGACAACGAAAAUUAUUUUAAACUUUGGUUAUUUUUUAUCCAAAAUAUACUUUUCUCUAAACAAUUGGUCUUGUCGAGGACAUGACCAACGGAAUGGAAUUGGAGAAAAAGUAUUGAACUGAACACAGAAGCAUCGAUCGUCAAACAAAAACUGCUUUGAAAUUAGGAGAGUGUGAUCAUUGUUAAACAUAAGCUGAAGUUCAACUACCGAGAGAUUUGCCAGCAAAUUCUCUUGUUAGCGGAAUCAUUUCAUACUUAAUUUCGAUGACUGAAUGUUGGAAAGGAGCAGAGAACAGCCAGGGAUAGUGAAAAACUGAAGAAAUUCUUGAAGAGUAAAGUCUAUUGCUUGGUGAUCCAGGGCGAGCGUUUUUAUUGUUCUCGAAUCCUUCGGCGCAAAAUUAAAUGUUGAUUGUGUAGUUUUAUUUCUGAAAAGAUUUGCCUUUGAUUCUUUCAAUCGAAAUUCUUUAACCUCAAUUUCCUUCAUCGGAAUUAAUAGAUCAGACUUGCUUGAACCUCACGUUGUUCCUGCAAUGUUACCAUUUAGGCCUUUUCUGUUUACUUCGUUUAUUUGUAGAAAAUUCUAUCCAAGCUAGGGAUUUUGAUAAUAUUAUAUCUACUCAGUUCGAACUGGCCCUGCUAGUUGUCUAGGAGAGAUGAAAAUUUGAAAUUAUUGUUUUAAGCUUGUGAAAAACCUAAUGAUAUCCUUCUGUAGCAAAAAUUCUCCUGUAGCUCUGUUCCGAGCAAAUUAGUGGGUAGCAAUGCAAAAGUUCACUCAUUCACUAUCUUUUAACACCCUUCUAUGGUGGUUGUUUCUUUUCACUAAUGACAUAUUCACAGCAUAACACAUGAUAAAUAUGGCUGCACUUUCUUUACCCUUGUGUACUACCCUCAAGACUUGAUAUGUUAGCCAAAUGAGCAGAGUUCAUGUUUAUGCCUUGAAGAUUUUCUUUGUAUGCAGAUUGUACUCCUUAGCUUUCAUGAACACUCAAAUGCCUGCAAAUUCUAAGCACAUAUUUCUUCUUGUAAAUGGGAAGAGCAAAAAUAUUGUAAGGGCUAUUUUUAUGGAUUUUCUUCUUUUGUGCUCUUCUUGAUUAUUUCAUUAUUUUUAUCAAUUUUGUUGCACAGCACUGGUACAGGAGAGAUUGAAGUCCAAAUUCCAGUACUUCUCACAAUCAAACACCCUGGAAAUUGCUGUUUUUGGCUAUUUAAACUAGAGAAUAAUUUUUGAAGAAUACAGCAGAACCCCUGUAACUCGAACUUCUGCCCUGCUAACUCAAACUACAUGUAAGUCCCAUUUCCCUUAGAUUUGAAUGAAUCUAAUUUUCAGUCAUUUUCACUUGGAUAACUCAAACUCGGAUGACUCAAACUCCCCGCUUACUCGAACUAAUUAAAUUACUUUUCCCUUGAUCAAAAUUUACCUUGAUAACUCAAAUUCUGGUUCUUGCCACUCACCACACUCACCAUGAAUGCCUUUCCUUUAGCUCUUCUUGCUGUGUCAGGGCUUGAAAUUAACUUUUUGGAUAACUAACCCUUUGGGUUAGUGGGAUAAAUUUUUCUUACCAAAUUAUAAAGUUAAUUAUCCAAGCGUCUGUUCUUGAAAUAACAAUAUUUUAACUAUUAAAUUUAGUGCUAAUAAAUGGGGCAAAGUAAUGUAUGGAUGGAUUAAUUCAAAUUACAUGAUGAUCUGCAAAACAAAAUAACAUAGAAGAUAGUCUAUUUUUAGUGCACAUUUACAUUUUCCUUUCAAUUACGUUACGCAAGGGCGGGAAAUUCACCAUAAACACUGCAAAAUGUUGUUUGUUUAGAAUCAUCGAACUGCAGCCAGGUAAAUGCCUUUUCGAAUUCUUGGUAGAAACUUCUUUUAUUCUUCAUGUGCCCUUUUUUGUGUGGGAGCCUUCUGUAGUGCUUGAAACUGUACUUCUUCUUUGUCAUUAUUCUCGAUCCUCUAUUUCUUCUUCACAAAUUUCAGGCGGCAACCUUUUCCUGAAAUUACAAUCCAAGGAUCUCUGUAUCUGAUCUGUACAAUAAAUAGGUUGUACGAUGCGAACAAACCACUUGCAAAAGAUAUAUUAAGGCUGUGUCCAGAUCUCCCCAUCCAACAGAAGCCUGGUUAUCUUGUGUUCAAUGAAAUGCGCGUUUUUCGUGUUGUUUGAUUAUGCUUGUAAACAUAUCUUUUAGAACAAUAAACUGUUCGAGAGAGAUAGAACAGAAUGUUAUGCAAAAAAGAAACAAGUGUAAGAUUUUCAAUCACAGAAAUUUUUACUAACCGUGUUGGGAUAGUAAGGCUCAUUUUUAGUAACCAAAUGUUAGAAACUACUAAUGGUUGGUUAAUGGGUUACCAUUAUUUUUGAGGCGUGUGUGUAAUCGCUGAAACCCUAAAAGCACUAAAACUAACACUACAGCAAUAUUUGUUUUUAAUAAGUGCGACGAGCAGUUCAUGUGUUUGAAAGUAAUUUCCCUGUAUUAUCAUAAAACUGCAUAAUUGUGUUAUAAUCCCUGAUGAAAUAAGUUUAAUUUGUACUCUGCCAUAAUUCUGAAGUGCUCAAAUAUCAGUUAUCUGUCAUUUAUUAACAUUGCAAAUUGAAGAUUCGAUCGACCCUGAUAACUCGAACCCUCGCUAGGUCAAACUGUUUUUGGUUUCCCUGCUGAGUUUGAGUUAACGGGGUUCUACUGUUAAGCACAAAUGGUGGUUGUGUGUUGAGUUGUCUGGUGUACCGUUUGCAAGUCAUCUUGCACUUAUUUCAUCCCAGAAUUGGUCUGAGACAAAAAGUAAAACACAUUCUAAAUAACUUGUUUUUGACAAUGCUUUAUUUCACUGAUGGUACCAUGUAAAAAAGCUUCUUAAGAGAUUUUAUUUAAAAAAAUUAACUUCACAAGAUUUUGUCCACAGACUUUAAAGUUAGAAACACAUAUCUAUUUACUUAGGUUCACCAGUGCUGGCGGGUCACUGCAACAGCAUGUGGCACCAGAUACGGCGGGCACAUAACAGUCCCUCCCCCUGUGAGAGAUAGACCACACCACCGGGGACUACUCCCCCUACUUUUUACGAACAGUGUGUGGUUCUUUAAUGUCCCACAGAAUUUAUCAGUGCAAGGGUUGUGAGACAGGGCCUACUGUUUAUUGUCCUUAUCCAAGAAGACUAGAAAGUCUUAUCAUUUACAGAUGUCUUUAUAAAGACAGCACUUUCUGCUCAGUUAUUUAAAGACCUUGGGUGUUGGUCUGGCUGGGGUUUGAACGAGUGACCUUCCACUUGGCAGAGCAGCACUUAUUCAACUGAGCUAACAGGUGGUGGUUAGGAGAAAAAGAGUAAUGGGGUCAGAUCUCCUGCACACACCUCUGGGACCAGGGGAAUGGUCCUCUUAUGAGAGUCUGCCUACAGUGUAUGGCUUCAGAGGUUAGAGAUGCAGUUUUUAGAUGUAUAACUGGCUUGAGCAAGACCAGGUAUCCACUUACAGGACUCAUGUGUUUCCCUGACAGAUAUCCAUUAACUCAGAAAGAUUUUCCAUUCUCAUGUUUGAAAUGUAAUGAUGACUGGCAUUUUUAAGACUUCUAAACUGUAGAGCAAAAUGUCAUAUAGUUGAAUGCAUGCACUCUAAGCUAUAUGUGCACUGUGAGAGUAUCUACAAGAAUGUUUUCAGACUAACAUCAGCCGCAAAAUAUUACACCCUACUAUAGCCCACAGCAAAAUAUGCCUCCUUUGCAGGCUAUACAUGUACAUACUAUUCAUUAUUUAAGAAUAUUCAGCCUGGGCUUAAAAAACAUUAAGUUCACUCCAUCUAAAUAAUUGUGUUUUACACUUGUACAUUGUUUGGUUUGUGUGUUUUGUAGGUCUUAAAAUGGGACAAAGUGACACUGAAAGUACCUCUUCAUCCAUGAGAGGAAAUCCAGGGUCUCCACGAGACAUUUCUGUUCUCCUAGAUGAACCUAAUAUUGACAUUCCAAGCUUUCAUCACCUGGCACCAAUAUCACCAUCAGCAUCGACCUCAUCGAGUGAAACCAGUGAUCUUGAUACCUCAGUUAUAAUAACAAACCAAACUCCCAAACGCCCAGAGAUUCCUGUCAUUGAUCUCACAUCACCUGAUGGGGAGGGAGAAGAAGGCGCGGCAAGAGUACAGGGUGGGGCAGCAGCGGCAGUACCUGCACCUUGGUAAGAACAAAGCUACAUUUAUAUAAGGUCACAAUGGCUUGAUGCAAUGCUGGAAAGCUACUUAUUAAUUGCUGUUAAGAAUAUAGUUUAGACAGUUUAGAGUGGGGUGCAUCCACACUAUACAUCUACAUGUGACUUGAGAGGGGGUGUCACCAAGAACUGGCGACCGGAUAAUUGCUAAAAGUGAGCCUACCACUGCUUUAAAUUGCCUUGGAAAUUGUUUCAUAGUACAAUGAUCUUGUGCACUUAAUGUGUGAUUCACGGAACACAUGUAUGUAACUUUGACUGAUAGAGUGUAACUAUCAGUAAACUUGUUUGGUUUGGCCUUCAUGUAAGUAUGCUGUUUAAGGCAAUAAAAUUGGGUUGAUAAUGUCGCUCUGCAUUCAACCAGCCCUAAAGUUGUCAGUCAAAAUUCUCUAAUAUUAAGUUCUAUUUUCCUUUAUGUUCAAUCUAUUGAUCCUUCUCCUUCCCUUUCUUUCAGUGAGGACUUUGCUCAGUUUGCUCAAAAUUUCCGUUGGCGCCUACAAGCUCGUGAUCCCCGAGGUCAGCGUAUAGCUUUAAAUGAAAGCCGUUUACGUGCACGUCGAUUACGAGGAAGGCAUACCCCUUAUUCAAGUUUAUGGGACAGAGGUCCUUCACCUGGACCAAGACACGAAGCACUACUAGCUGAAUUUGCUGACAUUGCACCAAGGCCAAGUCUCUCCGGUGAUAGUGCUUCUCCUAUUGUCAUAGAUGAUGAGGUAAAAAACGAUGUUCAUAAUUUUAUUUUGAAACUGAUACAUUGUUCUGGGGAUUUACAUGUAACUUACCUAUAGGGCUACCACUAGGAUUUCAAGUUGCCAGGCAUUAUACAAUAUUAGGGAGCAGGGAAAAGCAGGGCUCCAAAAAAAAAAACGUGAAGUCCAGCUUGUCCUUUGGUCAAGCAGCUCUCACAUUUUGCUUGCACCAGACCACUUGUUGCUCAUCUUACAGGGUUCAUAUGCAUCCUUUUUCAAGGCCUAGAAAGUCCUUGAAAUUCUCCUUCAUUCAUUUUGGUCCUUCAAAGUUCCUGAGUUUUGAUUGAGGAACAUUUUCAAACCUUCAAAAAACUUUGAAAAAGGCUAGUUUGAAGCCGACAGAAUAAAAUCAGCGUUGAGUAAAUGAAAGUAAGGUAUGGACUCUCAAACAAAUUUUCAUAAAAAUGGUUGCCCUUUAGAACAAAAGCCCAUUAUUAUCAGUUAUUCAAAGUUUAUUUGGAAUGUGUGUGAAAAGUAACAAAUUAGGUCCUUGAAAUUUAAAAUAUUUUAUUGUGGUUCUUGAAAGUCCUUGAAUUUUAUAUAGGAAGAAGUGUUCGAACCCUGGUCUUAUAGUUAAUGAUCUUGAACAUUACAGGAUGACCCUUGCCCAUUGGGCAAGAAACCUUUUAAAGUUACUUGCCCAGCAAGAAAAUUUGCUUGUCCCGGACUACCAGAUGGGACUAUUCGAGCCCUGAAUUGAAUAGCUAAGAAGUUCUUUUGCUCUUUUCUUUCAUUUUGCUUCCUUCGAAAGAAGCUAGGGGUCAUUCUUAUAAAGUAAAGGGGCAACAUAAGUCGGUCUGAUAGAGUGGAAUUGGUGGAGUAAGCCAUCAGGCUAGCUCAUUUUAGUUACGAAUUGACUGACAGGCAAGCAACAUUUGCUGUGAUAAAGUACAUGUAAGCUUUAGUGAAUUGGGGUUGGUUCAAUUAAAAGGUCACAAAUUCAAAACAACUGGUGUUUCUUUUAAUGGUAAUUCCAUCAUGACAUUUUGUGUGCUACACUGUUAAAUAGUCACCAAUUAAAACCAUUUCUGAGAAAAAUUCAAACUUUUCUUGUGGCCACCUAUCAAACUUUCCCUUUGUGUCAUGGGGUGGAUUAUAUUAUUAGGUGUAUUGCAUUUACCCCAAAACAGUCAAAACUUCCAACAGGAAAAUAUAACAGUUUCACAGAAAAAACAAUUAACAAUUUUUCCUCGAGUCCAAAUGGGCUCUGAGUCAAUAGCCCAUGAGGCUGAAGGCCGAAUGGGCUAUUGACUCAGAGGCCAUAAGGGCGAGAGGAAUAAUUGCUUUAGUAAAAUCCAACUAGUUGGUCAAAAAUAUCAAGAAUAAAAAACUUUUAGCUAGUUAAAGCUAGACUUUAAUCCUUUUUUGCCGCCAAAAAGCGCGCGCUUUUCGCCACUAUUGGGCUAUAACAUAUAGCCUAGUAGUAGCUCAACCAAUCAGAAUGCAGCUUUGAUAAUAGACCACUAGUUGGAUUUUACUAAUAAUAAAUAGACUGUAAUCACGUGCUCUCUCUAGACAGCUAUUUUUAUUAGAUCAGAGUCCCAAUACUCAUGCUAUUAAUUUGUAACAAUGAAAAUAAUUUUAGUUGUGUAUAUUCUAGGUACUUAAGGUGUCCAAUAUUAUAGAGUUGUUUGUUCUGAGGGUUGACAGUACAGCUGUACAUGUUCUUUAGCAGUAAUUUUAGUAUUUUACAGUGGGAAUUUUUUGUAUCUUUAACAUUUGGUUUGGGAAAAAAAAAGUGUUAAACACCUUGCCCUUUUGUUAAGUUAUUAUGUGCUAUUCUUUUGUUUUGUAGCGAUCUGCUUUUGCUCAACACCACGUCCCUCCAAAUGAUGCUUCCAGCUGGUUUCUGUCUGAUAGGCAACACCGCAUGGAACGGUUUCGUCGUCGCCUCAGUGCUUCCCGGCAAGCUGCAGGAAGGUGCUUCCUUCAAUCAGAUGAAGCUCUUGCUCACAGACUUCAACAAGUAAUUGACUUGUUCUUUAUAUUUAAUUUAUUGUUAACUCUUGUGUUGAGUAACAAAGGACAUAAAUUUACAAAGUUAUGCUUUGAACAGAAUGAUAAUUAAACAAUGAAGUUCACUAAUCUUUGCAUUUGAGGACCUUAUUUACAGACUAAAGACACUGAAUAGCAAUUUAAAGUAGUCCUUAAAAGUUUCAUUUAAAUAGUCACACCGCAGGAUGUUUUCACACCAAUAAACUUAAAGGAAAAAGUGACGAACAGCUCCCCCAAAAAGCUGUUUGCUGACUUAUCAGCCAACUGUUGGCCGGCAGUUUGUCAACAUUUUGCUGACAGUUGGCCAACAGUUGGUGUUAGAGUGAUCUUGUAAAGCUUAAAACAGUAAUAAGUACAAAGCAGAUCUUUGCAGUUCAAGAUACAGUUGCAUUUGCAAGGUUUUUCUUUGAAUUAUUUUACUUCUUCAUUCCACAGUUCCAGUAUAAUUGUGAAAUUCAUUUAUUCGUUAUUUCAUUAUCAAACAGUAUUUGCAUAAAAACAAAUCACAUGGUUUAAGAAUCACUAUAAUCUUAUGUUGGCCCAUCACAGUUUUAUAACUAUUUUUUAUUUUCCUUUUUAGGCUGAAUAUGCUCAAGAAGUAGAAGAGCAUAAUCAAAGUAUUAGAGACGCAACUCAACCCGCUGCAGCCAGAGCUGGAGCAUUGCAUGCAUUUCCAACUACAAUGGUAAAUACAGUACACUAAAAACUUACUUUUGUAUUUUCUUCUCUUCUUGUACACUACAGCUGUAUGUGUUCAAUGAUCUAACCUUUACAUGUAAUGCAUUCUUUUCUAAGGUCUUUGCACAGUUGUACAUGUACAUACAUGUAAAUGUAUGUUAACUAUCAUCCCUAGAACCCCAAGAUCAAUAUUCAAAAUUUAAAAAAGUGAAAUACAUAUAGUAUUUACUCAAUUAAGUGCUGAGGCACUUUUUAAAUUUUUGGCACCUCCAGUACUGUGCUUAGUCUAGGGUGGCGCUUAUUUCAGGGCGGCAUUUAUCUGAAAUUUGGAUGCAACAAAGAAUCAUAUGAACUUCGGUAUUAUUAUAUUGCGUAGUAAACUAACAGAAUUAACAUCUCUAGAUUUUGAUUAUAUCAGGGCCACGUCGCUUAUUUGGGGGCGGUGCUUGUCUUCUUUUUUUCUCCCAAUUGAAGCACUUAUUCAAGGGCAGCUCUUAAUUUGGGGCAGUGCUUGUAGCAAUUGAACUUCCUUUGUAAGACAAUCCUCUAUUAUAGAAAGCUAUAACAAACUUAACACAGUCACUUCAAAAUAACUAUUAAGACACAGCUCUAUUGCAGACAGUUAUGCAAGCCCCAAAGAUACUAAACAAGCCUUACCUGUAUAAUCUGGACACUCAGCUUUAUUAUGGACAGGUGUCACAUUCAAAUAACCCCUGUCUUUAAUAAGAACACCUCUGAAAAUGCAUACCACAGCUAAGUUCUGAAAGCUAUAGCAAACUUAACACAAUCGCUUCAACUAUUAAGACACGGCUCUAUUACAGACAGUUGUGUAAGCCCCAAAGAUAAUAAACAGGCCUUUCCUCUAUAAUAUGGACACCCAGCUUUACUAUGAACAAGUGUCACAGUCAAAUGGCAUCAAUCUUUAUCUUUUUCCACCUUUUUAAUGAGAACACCACGGGAAUGCAUACAUAUGCAGGCCUGUGCCCUAGGAGAGCUUGGUGGCCCCCGGCGCCUAACUUUUGCUGCUGGGCGACUGUAAAAUCUUUGCUUUUUAAUACAAAUCAUAUGCAGGGCACUCCUACUAAGACUUUAGUUCAGAGCACUAGGCUCCCUUCAUUCUUCUUUGGAGCACAUCCUUACAUGUAUGUGAUUUAGCCCCUUUAGCUGCCAAAUUAAAAGUAAAUUUCGACCAAAUAUCCAAAUUUCAUUUUAUUAAAAACAUUAAUAGCACCAUCUAAAAGUACAGGCAGAGAGGUCAAUGAUGAUCAAAUUUCAUUUUAUUAAAAAAUUUAGAGACAUUAAAAAUCUCAUCUAAACUCAUUAAUAAUUCAUUAAGUACAAAGGCAGAGGAUUCAUAUGAAUGAUUUGCAUCACAAUUUCUCCUUCAAAAAUGAUUUUGUUUGAGAAGAAAUAUCAAACAUUCCACAGACUCAGAAUUUAGAGACACCUUAAAAUCUCCAUCAAGAACUCUGGCAGUGAAAGGGUUAAUGAUAUAUUACAUCAAGAACUCUGGCAGUGAAAGGGUUAAGACAUACGGGUACUAAACAAGCCUUACAUCUUACAUAUGGACACCCCACUUUAUUAUGGACAGGUGUCACUGUCAAAUGACACCUACAGUGUAUCUUUAUCUUACUUCACCCUUUUAAUAAGAACACCUCUGAAACGCAUGCAGACAUGACAUGAAUGCGAUGUAUUUUUCUCUGCCACAGCUAAGUGGUCUGAGGCAAAUAAUAAAAUGUUUGACUUCAAUGUUUAUGUUUUGCUUUUCUUUAGUCUCAGAAUUUUUAUGCUUUUUUUGUAGCAUCAGCCAUCACCAUUGCAGGUGAGACGUAGGCGUCCAUUCCAUGCGCCGUUUGCAAGUCAAGGAUUACCAGAACUUUUGCUUCCUUUUGUGUAAGUUCCUUUUUAAAGUUUAUUACAAACACUUGGUGAUCCAGACUGUUGCACAAUUAUUGGUUUGUUGACUUUUCUCUUGAUUGUCAGUUAAGUGGUACAUAGUACUAUGUUUUCGGACCUCACUAAAAGUAAUUAUUUUCAAUCAUUAAUAUUUAAACGUGGCUGAAUGAAAUUUAGUCAAAUUAAACUCAAGACAUGGCUGUCAAGCUGUGUUGUCGGAGAUUUGCAUGCAGGCCUUAAUCACGUCACAGGUGCUCAAAGCUUUUGAGGUCCCAGGCCAUUACAUUGGUGUGUCAUUGCCUGUCAUGGUUUGUGCCUGCAAAUGUUUUUCUGCUCCCUGCCCUCCCCCCCCCCUUGUGGUAAGUAUAUGAUAAUUAUGUUAGGUUCCACUGGUUAGCAGUGUGACAGUACCUGGGUGGAUGCCACUCUCAGGGUUGUCAAGGUUACGCAUUGCUCUCAGCUAUAGUUCUGGGCCCUACCACCAUCACAGCCAUCUCCCCCCAUGCUCAUCUAUGAUGAUGAGUUUAAUAUUAAAUGAUACAAAAUUAAUAUUUAAUGUAUAAUAAUUUAUGAUUAGUUAUUUUGAUUGAAGGUAUUCCUUGAAAUAAAAGUAAAAAUAUCUGCAUUGAUUUUCUAGGUCUGUUGUGUCUUUCCCUCCUCCUCCGCUUCAUCACUAUGGCGAUUCAAGCCCAGGGCACUCAAAUGAAGGAGAGGAUUAUGAGGUAAAAGAAACAACAUCAGCAACUUAUGAAAAACAUAAAGUGUUAUGUGAGUUGACAGUUGGUGCUCAUAAACAGAAAAUGUAUUCUGGGUGUUAUAAAAAGUCACAAGAUAAAUAUCCAGUCUGCAAAAUAGAAUGCCUUUCUUGUGGGUUUACUUUGAGUCAUUUUUGAAAACAUACGAUACUUAUGUAAUAUAAUAUAUUUUGUGCCAAGAUUCACAGAAAAACCUUAAGAGGAAUUUUAAGAUGUCUUGAAAUUUUCGUGCAUGAACCAAAGGCUGGUAUGCUCAGUGCAAAACCAGCUAAUCGCCUUGAAAAACCAGGUUUUCUGAGAGAGCUUGGGACAGAAUUAUUUUUAAGUUCUUAUGUCUUGUAUGUCUUGCAGGCUCUGUGGAAUCUUAGUGAAAGGAUAGGAUUAGCUAAGGCUCGCGGACUCAGCAAGGAAGGUAUGUGUCAUUUCAGUCAUUUUAUUCUCUAUACAUAAAUAAAGAGAAACCCUGAUAUCCACAUACAAUUUCUCCAGACUGGUAUGUAUAUGUUACCUCAAAGAACUAGUCAAGAGAAUUUGGUUAAAAAUCAAAGCUUUUGCCCUCAGGGGAUCCCCUAACACUUUCACUGCCAGAGUGCUCGAUGGAGUUUUGUAAGGUGACUGUAACUUUUGAGUCUGUGGACGAAAUCGUAUGAUGUGGCCAUUCAAAUGAAAGCUCACUACCUAUACUUACACAGGGUGCUAUUAUUUUGUUUUUCAAAAUUUCACAAAAUGAAAUUUGGACAUUUGGUUGAAAUUUGCUUUUGGCUAAAUUUGGCAGUGAAAGGGUUAAUCAAUUCGCAUAGCCUUUUCUCUUGAUUGUAUAUGGAUACUGUUGGGAGAAAAUUGGGACAUAAAGGGUUAAGGUUUGAAAACAUAAAGUGCAGAAACCUAAAUUUUUCACCUGAUUUUUGUUUCAGUGAUAGACAGCAUUCCAUCGUUCCGCUACAGUGCCAGCUCAAAAGAUUCCUCGAACGGUAACUGCGUGGUUUGUAUGAGUAAUUACAUCAACAGGGAAAAACUGCGGCGGUUACCUUGUAAUCAUGACUUCCACGCCAAGUGCAUUGAUCGGUGGCUAAAGGUGAGGUCAUUUUUUAAUAAAUAUUAUCUUAUAAAAAAGAAAGUUGCCAAAAAUAUUAAGAGCGCAGAAACAAAACUGCAGUCGACUCCCGAUAACUGGAAUGCGAAUCUCUGCUAAAUCGGACAAAAAUCGAAUUCACCUAAGCUAACUCUUCAGUUUAAAGGCUCGGGGUCAUAAUGCUGCCAUGCUUUUAAAACAACCAAAUUUUCAUUUCGUGGUGUACUAAUUCAUAUUAUUAUUACUAUUAUUAUAAUUUUCAGAACAAUCGCACUUGCCCAGUAUGUAGAGAAGAAAUCAUAGAGUCUUGAUGAUGGCGCUGUUUUUUUAGACAAGCAUUAGUUGUAAAUCAGUAGCAUUUGUGGUGUUUAGAAGCCUUAUUUGUUAGUUACUCUGCAUUGAAACUAUGUUCUGUGUCUAAGGGAGGCUAUCUUUUAUCAGGCAUAUUUUUUCAGUUAGGCUUAGGAAAACAAUUUAUUUGGAGCAUUUAUAGAAUUAUCAUCGAUUCUCAGCUAAUGCUUGCAUGUAGCACCUUUAAAAACCUCACUAGUCGAUUCAGCAUUUUACUAGUUUAAAGUUGAUUGUAACUUCAGGUUUCUGCUGAGGGACUGGAAGUGAACUAAUUUAUGGUUAUGUUUAAAAAUCUUUAUAGGAGUUCAAUAUUCUAGGUUUCAGUCUAAAACAUUCUAAACGUGAGUUUGUUACAUCCAUUCAAGACACAAACGUUUCAGUUUGUCAUUAAGGAACGUAUAACAGUCGUUUUGGGCGUGAAUCACCAAUUUGUGAGACUGCGUGGAGAAGCUAUGUCAUUCUAGACAGGGCAAAUUUGCUAUACCCUCUCUAUUAGAAAAAGUGGGUUUGAAAUAUUAUUACUUUUAAUGCAGCCACAUCUUUUAAAAACAAAUUUGUUUUGCGUAAUCAUAUGACCAAAAAUACUUUUUUGUUACCUUCCUCGCUGUUUUUGCUACAAAAUCUCGAUAAGCAUGACCUAAAAAUAAAUAUCCUUAAAUUUGACGUUGAAUGCAAGUGCUCUUUUCGGCUGUAGAAGGUUAUUUUGUUCAUGGCCAAUCUGGACUUCACAAAAUCGCUUUGAAUUGCAAUGUGUAAUGGAAAUUGCUUUUACACACACUGUCACCUAAGAAAUUCAAAUAGAAAAUCAUUUUGAAAAUUUACCAGGCAGGGGACCUUCAUAUAAAUAGUUAAGGAAUAACUUUGAAAUUGCAUCUAGGGAGUUUAAGAGCUUUCGCUGUGUAUACACUGAGGAGCC
Messenger RNA from Porites lobata, 24880 nucleotides. NCBI's taxonomy places the organism in Eukaryota, Metazoa, Cnidaria, Anthozoa, Scleractinia, Poritidae. The record is from the annotation of a GenBank genome assembly.